Molecule: messenger RNA, 1387 nt
Organism: Ectocarpus siliculosus
Lineage: Eukaryota; Phaeophyceae; Ectocarpales; Ectocarpaceae
Source: the annotation of a GenBank genome assembly
AACUCUUCACUCGUGCUCUUUCAACCCCAGCACAUAGCAGCAGUUCAAUGUUUAAGAGAUUUUCCAAGGAUGACGUGUCCUCGUCUAGCCAGGUGAAGUCCUCGGUGCAGCGAGGGUUCCGCGCCAAGCUUUUGGAGCAGUUCCCCAACUCUGAGCCGUACCUGGAGGACAUCCUGCCUAAGAAGGGCAACGUGACGAUCGCCAAGUGCAAGGACCGGGUGUCUCUGAUCUGCUGCGACGGCGUGCCACUGUUCUUCCAACAGCGAGAUGGCCACAUCUUUCCCACGCUCAGGAUAUUGCACAAGUAUCCUAACAUGAUGCCGACGAUGAGAGUGGACAAGGGGGCCAUCAGCUUUGUCAUGAACGGAGCCAACAUCAUGUGCCAGGGCUUCACUUCGAAGGGGGGGAGAAUAGACACACCGUUAGAGGCGGGAGCAGCCGUGUGUAUCCUGGCGGAGGGCAAGAAGGUAGCUCUGGCGGUGGGGCAGACCACAAUGUCAACAGCAGAUAUCCAAUCGGUGAACAAGGGCAUCGGUGUGGACAACUUGCACUACCUGGGGGACGGGUUGUUUGGUACCAAGGAGUUGGAUUGACUCCAGUGCCUUCUUGUUUGCUUCUUUAGGUUUGUUGGAGCCUGGCACUCCCGUGUAGAAAAGGUCCCUCUCGACAACUGUAGCAUGCGAUGUCUUCGCCAUCAGUUCGGCGCCCCGAGAAGUCGUGACGUUCUGCUACCUUCGUCAUCGAAUCGUUGGGUGUUGGUGUUGCGAGCAUGGUCUGGUCCGCUGCGGAAGGGGGAGUGAUAGGUGGGCGGUGCGGUAGGCUCGGAAUCCGGUUUUGAAGCGCCCUCCACACGAUCAGCUGGGGGCAGGUUACACGCAGCCCUGCCACGAGUUUUUGGCAGAGCCAUGCCUCCCGCAUAUGGCGACUGCCUACUUUGCAAGUCGUGACACGCGCUCUUUUGUGCCAGGUAGCAACCUACGUUUGGCUUAGGUUACGGUCAGGACGGAGACACGUUCUUCGUUUGCCACAGACCGCUGGAGUUCCUCUGAGGGCGUUGGACAUCCAGCUAUGAAAGGAACAGCCGCACGUGUUGCUCGCUGUCUAGCAACAGUGUCACCAACCAACGGCUGUUUCCUUCCACAGGCGGAUACACACGGACACGUAAUAUUGUCUGGCUCGACACGCGAACAUUUUUCUUGGUGCGGCGCUCCACCGAAAGUUUCCCCGCCGAUUUCUGUUGUCGAUUGUCACGAAGCACGGUUGGGUGUCCUGUGAAUGAAUGUAGAUUUUUACAACCAAGUAAGGCAGCUACAGUGUAUCGAAGUGGGAGAUGCGUGCUCGAUGAUGGGCUGUGGCCGGCAUUUCAGAAUGUGGUGCCUCUAUCGGA